This is a messenger RNA of Vigna radiata var. radiata (mung bean), 2053 nucleotides long. RefSeq names its product serine hydroxymethyltransferase 2, mitochondrial. Gene Ontology annotation, biological process: folic acid metabolic process; L-serine catabolic process; tetrahydrofolate interconversion. The coding region runs from base 11 to 1723 and encodes 570 amino acids. Gene Ontology annotation, cellular component: cytoplasm. Gene Ontology annotation, molecular function: serine binding; pyridoxal phosphate binding; zinc ion binding. The record is from RefSeq and is a predicted model, not a curated record. The transcript is spliced from 15 exons. Lineage: Eukaryota; Viridiplantae; Streptophyta; Magnoliopsida; Fabales; Fabaceae.
CAAGUGCUGAAUGUCCCUAUCCUACCCGCAUUUCAAUUAUCAGGACCCACAUAGUGCAAAAGAACACACCACCAACCUCACUCACCGCUCUCACUCUCACUCACCCACCCUCAACACAUAUAUACCAACCUACAUACAAUCCCCGUUGCGAGACAGAAAACAAAGUGUCGUUUCGUAUCGUGUCGCAAUGGCCAUGGCACUUCGCAGACUUUCCUCCACCAUCAACAAACCGUUCUCCCACGCCACUUCCAUUUAUCGCACUUCGUCUUCGCUCUCUGCUCACGAAAAAGAGAAAUCUCGCGCAGAUUGGACGAAGCAGCUCAACGAUCCUCUCGAGGUUGUGGAUCCCGAGAUCGCUGACAUAAUCGAACUCGAGAAAGCGCGCCAAUGGAAGGGAUUCGAACUUAUUCCUUCCGAAAAUUUCACGUCGCUGUCGGUGAUGCAAGCCGUUGGAUCGGUGAUGACAAAUAAAUACAGCGAAGGAUAUCCAGGAGCUAGAUACUAUGGAGGAAAUGAGUACAUUGACAUGGCUGAGACAUUAUGUCAGAAGCGUGCGCUUGAAGCUUUUCGGUUGGAUCCAGCAAAAUGGGGAGUCAAUGUGCAAUCAUUAUCUGGAUCCCCUUCUAACUUUCAAGUUUACACUGCUUUAUUGAAACCUCAUGAGAGAAUUAUGGCCCUGGAUCUUCCCCAUGGUGGACAUCUAUCGCAUGGUUAUCAGACCGACACCAAGAAGAUAUCAGCUGUAUCAAUAUUCUUUGAAACCAUGCCAUACAGAUUGAAUGAGAGCACUGGUUAUAUCGAUUAUGACCAGUUGGAGAAAAGUGCAGCACUUUUUAGGCCAAAAUUAAUAGUUGCUGGUGCUAGUGCUUAUGCCCGCCUUUAUGAUUAUGCACGUGUUCGCAAGGUAUGUGAUAAGCAGAAGGCAGUUCUGUUGGCUGAUAUGGCACAUAUCAGUGGAUUGGUUGCUGCAGGUGUUAUUCCUUCUCCCUUUGAUUAUGCAGAUAUUGUAACAACCACAACACACAAGUCACUUCGUGGACCACGUGGGGCUAUGAUUUUUUUCAGGAAGGGUGUGAAAGAAAUAAACAAGCAAGGGAAGGAAGUGUUGUAUGACUAUGAAGACAAAAUAAAUCAGGCUGUUUUUCCUGGACUUCAAGGUGGUCCACACAAUCACACUAUUACAGGCUUAGCUGUUGCACUGAAGCAGGCUAUGACACCAGAAUUCAAGAAUUACCAAGAGCAAGUACUUAGCAACUGCGCAACAUUUGCACAGAGUUUGUUAGAGAAAGGCUAUGACCUUGUAUCUGGUGGAACUGAUAACCAUUUAGUGUUAGUGAACUUGAGAAACAAGGGCAUUGAUGGUUCCAGGGUUGAGAAGGUACUAGAAGCAGUUCAUAUAGCUGCCAAUAAAAAUACCGUUCCAGGGGAUGUAUCUGCUAUGGUUCCUGGUGGCAUUCGGAUGGGAACCCCUGCUCUCACAUCUAGGGGAUUUGUUGAGGAAGAUUUUAAAAAAGUAGCUGAAUACUUUGAUGCAGCUGUCAAGUUAGCCUUACAGAUUAAGGAAAAUACCAAUGGUACAAAGUUAAAGGAUUUUGUGGCAGCCAUGCAAUCAGAUGAACAAAUUCAAUCUAAGAUUGCUAAUCUCCGUCUUGAAGUAGAGGAUUAUGCUAAGCAGUUUCCGACAAUUGGUUUUGAGAAAGAGACAAUGAAGUAUGGUAAGUGAAGAUGACAUGGAACUUCUUCUGGAGUAUUAUUUAGAAUCAAUAACGCGGAGUUAGAUGUAUCGCUCCAUGGAUUGACCGGGAGUAUUAGAUGAAAAUGGGAAUUAUAUUAUCAAUGGUUUAUAAUGAAAGGGAAAAAGGAGAAAUUUCUUUUCAGCCUGAGAAAAUAUAUUACUGAUUUCAUGAUGAAAAUUUACUUUGAUCUCCAAUGUACUACUGAUAUAGAAAAAGGAGGUCGAGCACCUAUGGAUUUUUUUAUUUCAUGAAUUUGUACUAGUAUUUGAAAUAAGUUACCUCAAAACCCCCUUUAUUUACAAAUUCCAUCCUCUCUA